This is a messenger RNA of Pyricularia pennisetigena, 1779 nucleotides long. RefSeq lists its product as uncharacterized. Bases 1 to 1779 code for a protein of 592 amino acids. The record is from RefSeq and is a predicted model, not a curated record. NCBI's taxonomy places the organism in Eukaryota, Fungi, Ascomycota, Sordariomycetes, Magnaporthales, Pyriculariaceae. The transcript is spliced from 5 exons. Gene Ontology annotation, biological process: carbohydrate metabolic process. Gene Ontology annotation, molecular function: kinase activity; phosphotransferase activity, alcohol group as acceptor.
AUGGAAGCUCUCAAGAGCACAGAGCAUUACAUUGGUAUCGAUGUCGGGACUGGCUCUGCCCGGGCCUGUCUCAUCGAUGCCACUGGUGAUAUAAAGUCACUUGCAACCAAGGAGAUCAAGCUCUGGCAGCCUACAGCUGGCUACGAGGGUUCCCACUAUGAACAAUCAACAACCGAUAUCUGGGAUGCCAUCUGCUUCUGUGUCAAAAAAGUUGUCACCGACACGGGAAUUGACACAUCCACCAUUCACGGCAUAGGAUUCGAUGCCACCUGCUCUCUCGCAGUAUUCAGCCACGACACUGAUGAGCCCAUUCCUGUUACCGGGCCAGAUUUUUCAAAUGCCUCUGGGGAAGAUCGCAACGUGAUACUGUGGCUGGACCACCGUCCCUUGGCUGAAGCCGAGAAGAUUAAUGCCACGGGCCACAAUCUGCUGCGCUACGUCGGUGGUAAGAUGAGCGUCGAGAUGGAGAUUCCAAAGAUAUUGUGGCUCAAGAACAACAUGCCCAAGGAUCUCUUUGAUCGCUGCAAGUUUUAUGAUCUGGCUGAUGCCCUGACGCACUUGGCCACUGGAAGAAACACGAGAAGCUUCUGCAGCACAGUAUGCAAGCAGGGCUAUGUGCCAGUUGGUGUCGAUGGAAGUGUCAAGGGGUGGCAGGAGGACUUUUACCAUACUAUUGGCCUCAGCGAUCUGGUGGAGGAUGACUUUAAGCGGAUGGGAGGGGUUAAUGGGGUGAGCGGAGAGUAUCUGAGUGCCGGAGAGCUGGUCGGUGGACUGUGCGACAAGGCAGCCACCGAGCUUGGCCUCCGUCCUGGAACUGCUGUGGGUAGCGGUGUCAUUGAUGCCUACGCCGGCUGGAUUGGUACCGUGGGUGCCAAGGUCAAGCUCACUGCCGACGAGCUUGACGAAACCAUGGCGCCCAACGAUGUGGCCCAGGCCUUUACGCGACUGGCAGCCGUUGCCGGCACCUCGACAUGCCACUUGGCCAUGUCCAAGGAGGCGGUGUUUGUAGAUGGAGUCUGGGGCCCCUAUCGUGAUGUGCUCAUCCCGGGUUUUUGGAUGGCCGAGGGUGGCCAGUCGGCCACGGGCGAGCUUAUGCGGCACAUGAUCGAGACGCACGCAGCUUUUGUCGAGACACAGGCAGCUGCCGCUGCCCAAGGCAAAAACAUAUACGACUAUUUGAACGACCACCUGCGGCAGAUGUCCAGCAAGGCCCAGGCUCCCUCGAUAUCGUGGCUGGCACGCCACUACUUCUUCUACGGCGAUCUCUGGGGCAAUAGAUCGCCCGUGGCCGACCCCAAUAUGCGCGGUGCCAUCGUCGGUAUGAGCAGCGACAAGACUGUCGACUCGCUGGCCCUGCUGUACUAUGCCACCAUGGAGUUUAUCGCCCUGCAGACGAGGCAGAUCGUCGAAACGAUGAACAAGGCCGGCCACUCCAUCAGCAGCAUCUUUAUGAGCGGCAGCCAGUGCCAGAACGAGAUUCUAAUGGAUCUUGUUGCCACGGCCUGCAGGAUGCAUGUGCUGAUCCCACGGUACGUCAACGCCGCAGUCGUCCACGGCGCGGCUAUGCUGGGCGCCAAGGCUGCGAGUGCCGAUGCCCAAGGCAAGACGGAGGACCUGUGGAGCAUCAUGGACCGCAUGAGCAAGCCUGGGCGUCUGGUAAGCCCUGCACAGGAUCAGGGGCUGAACAAACUGCUUGACGCCAAAUACGACAUCUUUUUGGAGCAAUGUCGCUCGCAGCAGGAGUACCGGAGGCAGGUGGACAAGGCGAUUGGGGCCUAG